GAGACUGACCUAUACUUAUUAGUAAGACAGAGGGACUGAGAUGGAAAGGACAUGCAGCAUGUUAGGGGAUUAAGGAUAAGGGAAGAAGAGUUGAUGGAUGAAGAAAAUGACUGAGAACAACAAAUAGAAGGGGUGACUGUUGUGGAGCAGGAAGUGACAAAGCUUAGUAAGGUUAAAGUGAGAGGGGCACUGAAGAGGGUGAAGGCAGAAAGGCACUUGGUCCUGAUGAUAUACCUGUGGAGGUAUGGAAGAGAUGACAGUGGAGUUUUUGACUGGGUCAUUCAACAGUGAUGAGAAAAUUCCUGAGGAAUGGAGGAGAAGUGUGAUGGUGACCAUCUUUAAGAAUAAGGGAGAUGUGCAGAAUUGUGGCAACUACAGAAAAAAGCUGAUGAGCCAAACAAUUAAAUUAUGGGAAUGAGUUGUUUAAGCUAGACUAAGUGCAGAAGUGAAUAUUGGUGAGCAGUAGUAUGGUUUCAUGCCAAGGAGCACUACAGUUGCUACAGGAGGUCUGGAGUGACCAAGAAGUAUGUCAGAGCAGUGCAGGACAUGUAUGCGGGCUGUAAGACAGGGGAGAGGUGUGCUGUAGGGGUGACAGAGGAGUUCAAGGUGGAGGUGGGAUUACAUCAGGGAUCAGCUCUAAGCCCUUUCCUGUUUGCAAUGGUGAUGGACAGACUGACAGAUGAGGUUAGACAGGAAUAAUUAUGGACUAUGAUGUUUGCAGAUGAUAUUGUGAUUUGUAGCAAGAGCAGGGAACAGGUGCAGGAGAAGCUAGAGAGGUGGAGGUUUGCCCUGGAAAAGAGAGGAAUGUAGGUUAACUACAGUAAGACAGAGGACAUGUGUGUGAAUGAGAGGAGCCCAAGUGGAAGAGGAAUGACGUAUCGGAUCAGGAAUGAGUACAUGGAAGGGAGAGCAAAUGUUAGAGGUUUUGGAGCUAAAGUCAGAGAGGCCAGACUAAGACGGUUUAGACAUGUCAGAGGAGAGACGUGAAUCUAUUGGUAGAAAGAUGCUGAGUCUAGAGCUGCCAUUGAAGAGGUCCAGAGCAGUGUCUCGCAACCCUGGUCCUCUACACUGUCCUCCAUUUUUCAAUCCAACCCUGCUCAAACACACCUGCCCUUGAUUACUGUCAUUGUCUGGCUUCUGCAGAGCCUGAUGAUGAGCUAAUUCAGGUGUGCAUAAGCAGGACAACAUGGAAAACCUUCUGGACAGUGUUUCCUGAGUACCAGGGUUGGAAAACACUGGUCUAGAGGAAGACCAAAGAGGGUUUCCAGCCCAGUGUGGGACGUUGAUGGACUGGUGGUGCUUUGAGGCUGAGGGAGCAUGGUGAAACACCAACCCUUACAGGUCUACGAGAAGCAGGUCUUUCUGUCCUUUGUCACUGGGAUCUAUGGUUGCCGCUGGAAACGCUAUCAGCGUUCCCAAGACGACAGCUCCCAGUGGGAGUGUGCAUGGUUCCUUAUACUGUGCAGUUCCUUCCUGUUGCUCCUCUUUUGGGCCUACUUCUGGUUGGUUGCUCAAAAUGAUUUCAAUGACUUCAACUGGUUGGUGUACAAUCGUUCUGGAGAGUGGAAGGAUGAAACAAUUCCCAUCCUUACAUCCACCACCCUGGGACUCAGCUAUGUCAGCUUCCUACUGAUUUUAGCACUUUUCCAUAUAUCUUUGGGACAACAACUCAAUCUGUUCUGGGUUCACAAGAUUGGAGUUUUAGCUACGCUGCUCAUCACCAUCUCUGGAAUUGUCUCUGUAGAUGACAUAUGGGAAGAUGAGUUGGACAUCCUGCUUAUAUCACUUCAGUCCACAGCGCCUUUCCUUCACAUCGGAGCGCUGGUGUCAGUCACAGCCCUGAGCUGGAUGGUUGCUGCGUAUGCGGUCCGGAAAGAGAGAUCCAAUUUUCAGCUAAUGGUGCUGGUCAUCUACUUUGUGAGUCUUCUAGCUGUCUGCCUGGCCCCCAUCACAUUCACCUGUCCCUGCAUAAUGGACCGGCACACCCUCAAGGCAAGGCCGGCCAUCAUUGGCCGGCGUGGAGCUCCCAUGCUGGCUCCAGAGAACAGCAUCCUGUCUUUCCACAGAGCGCUGCAGCUGGGGGCCAGCACCCUGGAGGCUGACGUCACCAUCAGCAUGGAUGGAGUUCCCUUCCUAAUGAGAGACCAAACCUUGAGGCGAACCACAGACGUCAGCAGAGUCUUUCCAGCCCGACAGUUCCAGGACGCUUCCUUCUUUAACUGGACAGAAAUCCGAUCUCUAAACGCAGGAACGUGGUUUUUGCAGAGUGACCCCUACUGGACAGUCAGAACAUUGACCCCAAAGGACCGCAGCAGGAUAGCAAACCUGACUGUCUGCAGCCUGGUGGAGAUGCUCCGUCUCUCAGCCAGGGCCAACUGCUCUGCCUGGCUCAACAUCCACAAGCCCCCCCCGGAGCACCCCCGCUUCCGGAGCUGGUUCAUGGACACGCUGCGGGUCCUGCAGAGGGCGGGGAUGUCAGCCAAGAGGGUGACAUGGGCCCCCGACACAGACAGGGGGAGGGUGAGAGGGCUUCAGCAGGCCACCAAUGAGAAGCUGUCUUUGGAAGAGAUUCGACAGCGGGGAAUCACAAGUGUGAGGCUCCACUACAGCAAGAUCAGCCACAGAGACAUACAGGAGUACCUGGCCAAUAAUGUGAGUGUGACCAUCUACCCGGUGAAUGGGCCCUGGCUUUACUCCCUUCUGUGGUGCAGUGGGGUGCCGUCUGUGUCCUCUGACGCCCCCCAAGUCCUUCGAAAAGUGCCUUACCCUAUCUGGCUCAUGAGUCGCGGGGCUUACAGCUUUAUCUGGAUCUGCUCAGACCUGGUGUCCCUCGCUGUUGUUGUGGGGAUUUUUUGCUUCCAGAACUAUCAUAUGAUCAGGUGGAGGAUGGGGGGGAUGCAGCGGUGUAACCCGGAGCAGAUCAUGCUGUGUGCUGUGGGCCGACGACCCAGUCCAGAUGUGAACAUCAUGAAGGAGAAGCUCAUCUUAUCAGAACUGGGCAGUGGUCUCGGCAGCACUGAGGAUCUCUGUGUGUGUCCAGAGAACGGUCACGUGCGAUACUCUCCAGGAGGCUUCGCUCACUGAAGGCGCAGAUGACAGCAGAGACAUUUUGGGGGAAGUCCGAGUCUCUAAAAUCAUCUAUGGAGCAAAGCCAGGUGUCCUCCUGGGUGUCGCUCCUGUUUCUCCUUCAGCAGCAGCGGUCGGAACUCCCAACGGUUUGCUGUCACCGUGCACAAACGAGCAUGUGUCUGACAGCUCGUCCUAAAAACUCUGGACUCUUAUGCCUCUGCUACAUGCAGGCACAUUCACAUGCUGCCUUCACCCGGAUGAACUUGUAGAAAUGUUGCAUCGUUAGUAUUGCCUCAGGCUAGUUGGUUUGUUGUGUUUUCGGAUUAAUAAAGACUACUCGUAUUCUUUAAA
Oryzias latipes (Japanese medaka) is the source of this 3420-nucleotide messenger RNA. It is a transcript of the gene gdpd5a, whose product is annotated as glycerophosphodiester phosphodiesterase domain containing 5a. NCBI's taxonomy places the organism in Eukaryota, Metazoa, Chordata, Actinopteri, Beloniformes, Adrianichthyidae. Gene Ontology annotation, biological process: positive regulation of neuron differentiation; lipid metabolic process. Gene Ontology annotation, cellular component: plasma membrane. Gene Ontology annotation, molecular function: glycerophosphodiester phosphodiesterase activity. The record is from RefSeq and is a predicted model, not a curated record.